AUGGCGAACAACAGUCUCAACAACUCUGCUCUCUGGUUUCGCCAAUUUGGCGAACCGCUCCAGGCGCUGACUUUCGAAACAGCCGAGUUAAACAGACGCCCAAUGUCAAAAUUACGGGUUCGCAUGUCAGCUGCGCCCAUCAACCCAUCUGAUCUGAUCCCAAUAACAGGAUCUUAUCGCCAUAGUGUGACUCCGCCACGAGUUGCCGGCUAUGAGGGGGUGGGAACAGUGAUUGAGGCAGAUGAAGAGGCCGCAGAACUUAUUGGGCGUCGGGUACUCCCUUUGCGUGGCCCUGGGACCUGGCAAACCUAUGUCGAUUGCGAUCCCAGUUGGGCGGUUCCAGUCCCAGAUGAUAUAGAUGACGCACUGGCUGCGCGGAGCUAUAUCAACCCCCUUUCAGCAUAUCUGAUGUUGAAGAGAUGGCCAGUCAAAGGGAAACGGGUCCUUCUGACAGGAGCAGGUUCGGCUUGUGCUGGUCUUCUUGCUCAAUGGGCAUAUGAUGCGGGAGCAACUGAACUUGUGGGCGUAUACCGUUCGCCUGAACGUGUUGCCUCUUUGACCCGGCUCGGGGUAAAGCCGAUUAGCAUAAGAUCAGUCGCAGAGGGUCACGCAGUGGAAGAAGCAGACGUUGUUUUCGAUGCGGUCGGCGGCGUGAUAGGAACAUCUAUACUGGCCGGGAUGAGCCCAGAAGGAGAUUUUAUAUCCUACGGGCUUCUGUCAGGAGAGCCAUUGCAAGCCACAGCCAACGGUGUUCAAGCACGACGCUUUCAUCUGCGGGAUUGCCUAGAAACCACUACACCGGCCGAAUGGCAACAGUGGUUCUGCGAGUUGUGGCCUCUUCUUAGACGAGCGGAACUCCCAGACACCACCUCUUUCCCUCUUGAAGCAUGGCGGGAGGCUCUAUCGCUCUUUAGUGUGCCAGGCCGGUUGUCGAAGCCGGUCCUCACGAUGGGAUAA
Molecule: messenger RNA, 957 nt
Organism: Cladophialophora immunda
Lineage: Eukaryota; Fungi; Ascomycota; Eurotiomycetes; Chaetothyriales; Herpotrichiellaceae
Exons: 1
Coding region: 1-957 (318 amino acids)
Molecular function (GO): oxidoreductase activity
Source: RefSeq, a predicted model, not a curated record